AUGAGAAACCCCGCUGAGGCGCCCGCGGCUUAUUCUCUUCUCCUCCAAAAAAAAUGUCGAUUCUGGUCCCAUCUGAGCCCAAUCCUCAAUAAAUCCUCAACAACCGCCGAAGCGCAAGCACCAUCCCCUAUUUUCAGACCAGCCACCCUCGACUAUUGUUUCAACGACUUGGAUUCCGCGCUCAGCUGCUCACAAUUAAGGAGGGUUACUACGGAGAAGGGUGUAUUAUACGAUACGAAGCUAAUAGUUUCAAGUUGGACCCUCGACGGCUUCCCCUUCCAUUCCUCCAAGAAACAAAGUGAUCUCCACAAGCACGGAGCCUCAUUCCUCCAGAGUAUACACAAUUCAAACGGCGUCUACAUAACGCCCAAUUCUAAAGUGUUCCCAACAUACCUCUCGCGACCGAUAUCGAUGUACCCACUAAUCAAGACCGAGAAAGAGACUCCGCGUUUCAACCAUCAAUCGAGACAAGGGCCCUGUGAGCGCAAAGGGCAAGUAGAUGGGUAUGACGGCAGGAACAUGCACGAGAGUAACCCUCAAACUCAAUGGAAACGAUCGUUCUUCUGCUCCAAGUUGAGCCCCAACUUGGUGCUUCCUGCCGAUGGGGAGGACCUUGCCUACAUCGACGGUGGUUAUGAGGCGCGGAAGCGAACGCGGAUGACUCGAUGA
Coprinopsis cinerea okayama7#130 is the source of this 669-nucleotide messenger RNA. RefSeq lists its product as hypothetical. NCBI's taxonomy places the organism in Eukaryota, Fungi, Basidiomycota, Agaricomycetes, Agaricales, Psathyrellaceae. The transcript is spliced from 8 exons. The record is from RefSeq and is a predicted model, not a curated record. Bases 1 to 669 code for a protein of 222 amino acids.